Messenger RNA from Lactuca sativa (garden lettuce), 5865 nucleotides. RefSeq lists its product as uncharacterized. The record is from RefSeq and is a predicted model, not a curated record. Gene Ontology annotation, biological process: DNA repair; telomere maintenance. Gene Ontology annotation, molecular function: DNA helicase activity. NCBI's taxonomy places the organism in Eukaryota, Viridiplantae, Streptophyta, Magnoliopsida, Asterales, Asteraceae.
AUGGAACAUAUUACUCCUAUAAAGGAAAUUGACUCAAUCAAGGACGAUUUCACAAUUAAAGUUCGGAUCAUACGUCUUUGGACUCAAAAGUCAAAAUUUGAUGCAAACGACACAUACUCGAUAGAAAUGAUUUUGAUGGAUGAGGAGGGAAGGAAAAUUCAUGCAUCAUGUGUGAAGAAAUGGUUUCCUAAAUUCAAGCGCUAUUUAAAAGAGGAUAGUUCAAUUUACGUCAAGAAACCUAACGUCGCACCAAAUACUUCAAAAUUUAAGUUUGCUCAUCCGGAAUCAAAACUAAAUUUUUAUCACGAUACAAUUUAUGGGCAUAUGGAUACCUCAGAACAAGAUAAAUCAAAACACAAGAUGCUCUUGCAUCUUCAAGAUAUAGAGGAUACUAAGCUUAUGAUAACUUUGUGGGGUCAUAAUGCAUACUACAUGCAUGAUUUUCUUGCUAACAAUAACAGCCUUGCUCCAAUUGUUGUUAUUGUUCAAUUUGCCAGGGUGAAGUUUAUUAAUGGUCGUCCUUUUUCAUCCACCUACUUUGAUGUUAGUAGGGUUUUCAUAAACAAUGAUAUCGAUGAAAUUACAAUCUACAAAAACAAAUUGGUCUCUGAAAAUGGACAACAACUAUCAUCAAGUGGAAUUAAAAUGAUUGCAUCAAAACAAGACACAGAACACGAUGACUUUGUGAAAAAUCAUUUGUUUUCUAACAUUGAAGAUUUGUUUGAACCUUUGGAGGAAAAGACGGUCAUUAUUGUUGGUACUGUUAAGGGAAUACGUCAAAAUAUACGUUGGUAUUACCUUGCUUGUAGCAACUGCAAAAAGUCAGCAAAAGAAAAAGAGUCUUCAACUGAUAAGGUUGAUGGUUCUCAUGAAGUUGCCGAAAUCGUUACUUAUGAAUACAACACAGGAACGUUGACUUUAACUUUAUUUGAUCAAGAAGCAAAGAAGUUGUUCAAAUACACAGGUAAAGAGUUGUAUGAUAAAAACAAGAAGCUUGGCUACAAUUUGGAAUUGUAUCCAAUGGAGUUGAAAGUUGUGUUGGACAGAAAGUUGGCAAUUAAGAUUGAUAUCACACGUUACAAUGUCGAUAAUAAAAGUAAUAUUUAUGGGAUAUCAAGAUUAACCGAGAAUGCAGACAUAAUUGAUGAAUUGGAGAAAAAUAAUCUUACACCACAGCCUGCUAAUUCUGAUUCAUUCAUGAUUGGUUCUUCAGAUGUUGGAUCUCAUGACACCAAAGUUCUCAAGGAUUCCUUUUUACAGACAGGUGAAAAUUCAACUCCGUGUGCUAGGGACAAGUCAACUGCAACAAGUCCUAUAAAGUUUAUUUCUACACCAAUUGAGUUGAAAAGAAACCUUGCUACAUGCAUAGAUAUUGAUGAAAUGGAGAAUUUGUCUACUUCUAAAAAUCCUCGACUGUCACCACCAGAUGAACAACCAACUCCUCUUUUGGUACCCAAGAAAGAAAAGUCGUUUCCUCUGAAUCCUCUUUGCUUUGACGAUCGCAGCUCCGUUUUUGCAUUCUUGAUUCAUGCUGUACUCUCUAAUUCCCUACUACAGUUGCCUGCUUCAUCGACAACGGAAGAUUCAUCAAAUGUAAUAUUUGUUACCAACAGUUUGAAAGGAACAAACAAUAAUAUGUACUACUUGCAAGCAAGAGAGAACAGAAGACAUAGAAAAUUAUAUUUGGAUAAUAAGAGAUCGAAGAAAAGGAAUACAAAAUACACUGUUCAAAAUCCGUCUACACCACAUGUCUUGAAAAACACGGAUAACUAUCAAUCAAAAAACGUUGUUCAACAAAAUGAAAAUGUCUGUUUCUAUAGAUCACGUGGAAACCAAAGUACACCCCUACAAUCUUCUCCUUCAUGUAUAAAUGUUAGAACUCCAUUAUCUAACAUUUCAAACGCUAAUAUUAGUUUCAAUAACUAUGUUACUUCAACGUUACAAAAUAAAAUACAUUACUCUGGACUUCGUAAUGGCAUGACUUCGAGAAAUGCAUCUACAAUAACUGCUUCUUCAUCAUCAAACAAGUUAAAUCCAGGAUGUCAUAAAUUAAAAAGGAAGUUGGAACAUUUAUCUCCUAUUCCAUUGAUUGACUUGACAGCAGAUCUAGAAGAUAUACAUGAAGUCAAUAAUGAAAACCUAAUAGUAGGUAUUUCCAAAGAAUAUUUGGAUCAUGGUGAUCAAAUUGUUGUAUGUCAAACAUGUCAUGCAAAAUUAUGGAGAAAUGAAUCCAUAAGAGGAAAACAAAAAGGGAACACAGAUUAUUCAUUAUGUUGUGGUUAUGGCAAGGUUCAACUACCAGAUUUAAAGAACGCGCCACCAACUUAUGAAAGAAUGUUCAGAGCAACGGAUUCUAAAAGCAAAAACUUCAUGAAAAACAUUCGACGUUACAUUUCAAUGUUUUCUUUUACGUCAAUGGGUGGUAAAAUUGAUUAUUCAAUCAAUAGAGGAAAUGCUCCAUAUAUUUUCAGACUUGGUGGUCAAAAUUAUCAUUCUAUUGGAAGCCUUUUACCACCAAAUGGAUCGCAACCAAAAUUCUCUCAGUUAUACAUUUAUGAUACUGAGAACGCAAUUUCAAAUAGACAAACAUGCUUUGGUGGGGAAAAGCAUCAAUCUACAUCAAUCGAUAAUGAUAUUAUUCAAGAUUUGAAGGUGAUGUUAGAUUCAAAUAAUGUCUUGGUUAGCUCUUAUAGGAUGUUAAGAAUUAUCGGGAAAAGGGAUCGAGAUGGAAGAACAUAUAACCUACCAACUGCUUCUGAGGUUGCCGCUUUAAUUGUAGGUGACAAUUUUGAUUCGGUUGAAAAUAGAGAUAUUGUUGUUCAGACAAAAUCGGGAUUUCUACAGCGUAUCAGUGAAUUACAUCCUUCUUACCUUCCUCUCCAAUAUCCGCUACUAUUUCCAUAUGGGGAUGAUGGUUACAACGUUGAUAUUCUUCAUAGAGGUGUUAAAUCUACAACCAACAACAAGCGCGCGAAAUGUACAACGAGAGAAUUUUUUGCUUUUAGAAUUCAAGACAGAGAUCAUUCGUUCUCACUGAUUCUUAAUUCAAAAAGGUUCUUUCAACAAUUUUUGGUAGAUGCGUAUACGAUGAUUGAAAGUGAAAGAAUGUAUUUCAUACGUAGUCAACAACAUGUUCUUAGAUGUGAGUCUUACGAGAAUUUAAGUAAACAAAAAGCUAAAGGAACUACAAAUAUCUCCAACAUCGGCCAACGUGUGAUAUUACCUUCAUCUUUCACAGGUGGUGCGCGUUAUAUGCUGCAAAACUAUUUGGAUGCCAUGUCUCUAUGUAAAUGGUUUGGAUAUCCUGAUUUCUUCAUAACCUUUACGUGUAAUCCCAAAUGGCCAGAGGUUAAAAGGUUCCUUAAGGAUACUUCACUUCAACCAGAAGACAGACCUGAUAUACUAUGUAGGUUGUUCAAGAUCAAGCUUGAUGCAUUUAUUAAAGACCUAAGGGAGAAUCACAUUUUCGGCAUAGUUCAAGCAGUUGUUUAUACAAUUGAAUUUCAAAAAAGAGGUUUGCCGCAUAGUCAUAUAUGUUUAUUUAUGCAUUCUGACUACAAGUUACCCACUGUUGAAUUGAUCGAUACGAUAAUUUCCGCUGAGAUACCAAACAUAGAUGAAGAUACAGAGUUGUAUAAACUUGUGCAAGAGUUCAUGAUUCAUGGUCCAUGUGGAGCUGAAAACAUCAAUUGUCCAUGCAUGGUCGACAACAAGUGUUCGAAAAACUUUCCAAAACAAUUAUGUAAUCAUAACUCUGUUGAUCAGAAUGGUUUUCCAUUAUAUAGGAGAAGAAAUAAUGGUCAUUUUGUUGAAAAAUCGAGUGUGAAAUUGGAUAAUAGAAAUGUUGUCCCAUACAACAAAUAUCUAUUGAAAAGAUAUCAGGCACAUAUUAAUGUUGAAUGGUGCAAUCAGGGUUCUUCUAUAAAGUAUUUAUUCAAAUACAUAAAUAAGGGACCUGAUAGAGCUAUAGUUGCCGUUGUACGAAGCAAUAAUGAAGCUGAUAGUAAUGAUGCGGUCGAUGAAAUAAAUGAGUAUUACGACUGUAGAUAUUUAUCUGCAUGUGAAGCAUCAUGGAGAAUUUUUAAAUAUGAUGUUCAUUACAGAUAUCCUUCUGUGGUUAGACUUCCUUUUCAUCUUCCUGGUCAACAACAAAUCGUAUAUGGGGAAGACGAUGAUAUUGACGAUGUUCUCAACAAACCCUCUGUUGCUUCUUCAAUGUUCACAGCUUGGAUGGAGUGCAUGCAGUUAAUGGUGAUGCACGGAAACUUACGUAUGUUGAAUUUCCUACAAAGUUUGUUUGGAAUCGUGGUGAUAGGAUUUGGAAGCCAAGGUCCGAAAUCAUUCGAAGAAAUUCACAUAGUAAAUGGUGAAGAAUAUUCUUCUUUUAGAGAUGCUUGUUAUGCUCUUGGGCUCUUGGAUGAUGACAAUGAAUAUAUCGAUGCAAUCAAAGAAGCAAGUCAUUAUGGAUCUGUAUGUCUAAACCGGAGGUUGUUUGGGAAAACACAUGAGAAUAUUUGGCAGAUGGAAUUCUUUAUAACCAACGACAUAGAUUCAAGUCUCCAGUUACCUCUAUGUCCUCCAGACUUAUCACUCAAUGAAGAUCAGCUUAAGAACUUAACUUUGUUCGAGAUAGAACAAGUUUUACUUCGGAAUAACUCGAGUCUAAAAAAUUAUAAAAACAUGCCUAUCCCGGAUCUUGAUUUUGUUUCUUCUUCAAACAAUCGACUUAUCACCGAGGAGCUAGAAUAUGACAUUACCGCUUUGAAGACCGAGUUUGAUCGUAUGUUUCAUGCAUUGACAAAUAAGCAGCGUCACAUUUUCCUUGAUAUCAUGAGUGCAGUUAAAGAAAAUAAAGGAGGUGUCUUCUUUGUUUAUGGUUAUGGUGGAACUGGUAAAACUUUUUUAUGGAAGACAUUAUCUGCCGCUAUUAGAAAAGAUGGUCAUAUUGUUCUAAAUGUUGCUUCAAGUGGGAUUGCUUCAUUAUUAUUGCCCGGAGGUAGAACAGCACACUCUCGAUUUAUAAUUACAUUUGAACUAACAGAGGAUUCUGUUUGUAGAAUAAAUCCAGAUAGUGACCUCGCAAGCUUAUUGAGAAAAACCUCAUUGAUAAUUUGGGAUGAAGCUCCUAUGGUCCACAAGCAUGCAUUUGAAGCUUUAGAUCGAAGUUUGAAAGAUGUAUUCAAGUCUGAAAAUUCUAGCAACUCAGAUAUUCCGUUUGGAGGGAAAGUUAUUGUUUUUGGAGGAGAUUUUAGACAGAUUCUACCUAUUAUUCCAGGUGGAAGUAGACAAAACAUUGUUAAUGCUUCGUUAAGUUCUUCAUAUUUAUGGCAACAUUGCAAGAUCCAUAAAUUAACAAAAAACAUGAGACUAACUGUUGGAAGGGAUCAAUCUGAUAUACAAAAAAUCGGAGAUUUUGCAAAUUGGUUGUUGGAUAUAGGAGAAGGCAAACUUGGUGGUAUCAACGAUGGAGAAACGGUUAUUGAUAUUCCAGAUGAUAUUCUCAUUAAUGAUGCACAUGAUCCUAUAGGUUCAUUAAUCGAGUUCGUAUAUCCUUCAAUUUUGGAUAAGUACAACAAUACAAGCUAUUUUCAAGAAAGAGCAAUACUUGCUCCAAAGAAUGAAGUGGUUCAAGAAAUAAAUGAUCGUUUGCUAUUGAAAUUUCCAGGAGAUGAGGUUGAAUACUUAAGUUCAGAUAGUAUAUGCCAAUCUGAAUUUGUCCAUGAUCAAUUUGAUGCAAAUUUAUAUUCACCUGAUGUUUUAAAUGGUCUGAAAGUAUCGGGUUUACCAAACCAUAAGUUAGUUUUAAAAAUCGGUGUUCCAGUUAUGUUACUGAGAAAUAUUGAUAAAAAAAAACGGCUUGUGUAA